Bipolaris zeicola 26-R-13 is the source of this 1458-nucleotide messenger RNA. RefSeq lists its product as uncharacterized. The transcript has 4 exons. Bases 1 to 1458 code for a protein of 485 amino acids. Gene Ontology annotation, biological process: double-strand break repair via homologous recombination. Gene Ontology annotation, cellular component: nucleus; chromosome; cytoplasm. The record is from RefSeq and is a predicted model, not a curated record. Lineage: Eukaryota; Fungi; Ascomycota; Dothideomycetes; Pleosporales; Pleosporaceae. Gene Ontology annotation, molecular function: nucleic acid binding; 3'-5' DNA helicase activity; ATP binding.
AUGACUGGUCCAAGGAAGCGGCCGUACUCAAACAUAGACUUUACGUUGAGAAAGGUCUUCAAGAAAGCUGCAUUCAGACCACCACAGCGUGAAGUCGUUCUGGCCACAUUAGAAGGUCAAGAUGUCUUCGUCCAGGCAGCGACUUCAUUCGGAAAGAGCCUGUGCUACCAACUUCCAGCAGUUGUGGACUUUGGCAUUACCAUUGUCAUAUCUCCACUUCUAGCACUCAUGAACAACCAAGUCGCUUCUUUGCGCAACGCCAAUAUCCGCGUCGAAACAAUCAACAGCACGACACCCCCUGAGGACAGAAAAAGAAUCCUGACAGACCUCCAAUGCGGCCACCCACUCACUCGGCUACUCUAUGUCACUCCGGAAUUCUGUCAAGGUGAUCACUUCCGUAAAAUUCUGCGAGUCAUCCAUUCCCAGCGCGAACUGGCCCGCAUCGCCGUCGAUGAAGCCCACUGUGUCAGCGAAUGGGGUCACGACUUUCGUCCAUCUUUCCAGCAACUUUCUUUCUUCAAGACAGAAUUUCCUGAUGUUCCAGUGAUUUGUUUGACUGCCACAGCCACAGCACGCGUAAGAGACGAUAUCAUCAAUACGUUAGCACUGGACCCAAAGAAACUAGCCAUGUUCCGCAUGAGCAGCAGCCGGCCAAACCUGCACUACGAAGUACGCUUCAAAUCCGACGAAGAAGACCAUUAUGACGACUUUCUUUCCAUGCUCAAAGGGAUAUACGCUCGACGUGCUGAGAGACCCGAGCGCGUUACUCAACUUGCCUCACAAAACCAGCGCACAGACAACGUCCCAGGCAUCAUCUACACACUAUUCCGCAAAGAUUGCGAGUCCCUCGCCGAACGCCUCCGUUCUGACGGCAUCGGUGCGAAACCGUACCACGCUGGUCUCUCCGUCUCUGAACGCGCAGACGCCCUAUCAGGCUGGAUCGCUAACAAGCUCGGCUACGACAUCAUUGUCGCUACCACCGCAUUCGGCAUGGGAAUCGACAAGGAAAAUGUCCGCUUCGUAGUCCACUGGCAGAUCCCAAAGUCAUUUGAAGGCUUUUACCAAGAAGCUGGCCGAGCAGGUCGCGACGGUAAGGCCUCGCUUUGUAUCUUGUACUACGGCCGCGAAGACCGCGAUCGCGCUGCCAACAUGAUGGCGCGAGAUAUGGCACGCCAACCCUCAAAAAGCGGCGGGCCAGAUUCCCAGCAGCAACAACUUAUGAAUCGUGCAAGGAGCUUGCAAGCGCUCGUGGGGUACUGCGAGGCUACAGAUAAAUGUCGCCAUAAGAUUAUUGCAAAGUAUUUUGCCGACGAGGCGCCUGCGCCGUGUGAUUUUGCGUGCGACUGGUGCAAGGAUGCUGAGGCGCUAGUUAGAAGGAAGGAGAGGGGGCUGGCGAGUGAGGAGUGGUGUAGUACGCAGAGGGCUGAGGGGAGGUAUGAUGUCGAUGAGUAUGAGUAA